AUGAAUGCCAAACACAUAGUGGAUCAGUGUCAUCCAAGACAAGGAAAAGGGGUGAUCAAGCACAUUUAUGACUAUCUUAGAGGGGAGAAGAUCAAACCUGAAUGGAGAUGCUUAAUGUUUAAAAAUGCAGCAAGGCCAAAAGCUGGUUUUACAUUAUGGAUACUGAUGAACAGGAAGCUAGCAACAGUGGAUAGACUGACCAAAUGGGGAAUGGCACUUCAUAGAGACUGUGUAAUGUGCAAAAGGGCAGAAGAGAGUAUGGAGCAUUUGUUCAUCCAAUGUCACUAUGCUGAAGCAAUAUGGGAGAGGUUACUAAGGUGGAUUAAUGUUCAUAGUAACAUGCCUAAGUCUUGGACUGAAUUUAUUCAAUGGUGUGUUAAAAAUGGGAAAGGGAAGACUGUUAGAGCUCAAGUUUUCAAAGGGGUACUUGCAGAAGGAGUCUAUGGGUUGUGGAGUGAAAGAAACAAGAGAAUUUUUGAAGAGAAGAGUAGCUUGAUUGAUGAAGUUGUUAAGAGGAUAGCUUAUGUAACUAUAGCUAGAUUUCCCAAUAGACUUACCAAUGUCAAUUAA
Solanum lycopersicum (tomato) is the source of this 570-nucleotide messenger RNA. RefSeq lists its product as uncharacterized. The record is from RefSeq and is a predicted model, not a curated record. NCBI's taxonomy places the organism in Eukaryota, Viridiplantae, Streptophyta, Magnoliopsida, Solanales, Solanaceae.